Messenger RNA from Actinia tenebrosa (Australian red waratah sea anemone), 1902 nucleotides. RefSeq lists its product as uncharacterized. Gene Ontology annotation, molecular function: microtubule binding. Gene Ontology annotation, biological process: negative regulation of centriole replication. Lineage: Eukaryota; Metazoa; Cnidaria; Anthozoa; Actiniaria; Actiniidae. The record is from RefSeq and is a predicted model, not a curated record.
CAAGUAAGUCAUCUUGAUCAACACAACUCAUCUUCUACUCCACUUUAAAACCUUUUUUUCUCCACAUAGAUAAUCAUUCAGCUUAUUUUAACCCCUGAGUAACCUUCAUAACGAUUUUUAGAAGUCUAAAAAGACCAAAAAUGCCAACGGGGAGGUCAAGAUCGAAGAGGUAUAGCUCAGAAUACAAGAGUCAUUACAAGAAGUUUGAGUCAAAGCGUCCCAACACAGUCAAGGGAGAGCUCACAAGAUCAAUCAUUCCUAACGACAUACAGAGUAUUUCAUCAACUCCAAGGGCAGGGCUCCAGUCAACACAACUUGGAGUUAUUCAUGAACCGCCAUUACAAAGAAAACGAAUAGUUCCUUAUGAGAAAAAUCAUAAUAUAUUUCCAACUGGCACUAUAAAAGAGCUGCAAGACAGGGAAUGGCUGGAUGUCGACAAUACUUCAAGAACUGAACGAGUACCUCCAUCAAGACAUAAGGAGACUCAUGCAUCAAUGAAAGCCAAAAGUAGUGACCUUCAUAGAACAGAGUCUCCAAUUCUUGCUGCUGAAAAGAAAAUAUUGAGAAACACAGCAGAAAGACCAAGAGGAUAUCCAUAUGUACCUGAUGGAGUCAAAAGAAGAAGCACCUAUGAUCAAGACUUUGGGGCGAAUGGACGCAAAAGCAAGACUACCAACAGAAGUAAAAUUGAAAAAUCCCCAAUAAGAGGUAUUACUCCAGAUCGCAUGGCUCCUGCUGGCAUACAAACGAUGACAAGUAUUGGAGACAAAAGACUCAUACAACCUUCUGAUAACUCACAGUACUUGAAAUCACCUGAGAGAGAAGAUGCCAGGGUAUUUGACUCAGAAUAUAGCAGCCGAUUUAAGUAUGUUGAUGGAGCGUGGAUUGAGUCUCCAGAAUUCCAAGGCCGUCCAAGCCCUGUUAAGAACAAAUUGGAUUGGUACAAAGAGGCCAUUACAAGACGUAAUGAGGCAUAUGGUUAUGCAAAGCAAGCAAGAGGAACACACUUUUCUCGAGAGGAACUUGAUCAUCAGAAUCGACUAAAUGCCCAAUAUCUUGAUGAUCAUGAAGAUUCUGUGUCAUCAGUCUCUGAAACCUCUGUCAGUCAUUCUUCCAAAAAGAAUAAAAGGACAAAUGGAAAUGCACACAAGGAAGGAAAAAGAGAAAAUGAGRAAAUGAGGAAACAUGUCAUCAAAGAUGAGAGACCACCACCAAGAAGAGAAGCUUGGGGGAAAAGACCACCUUCACCAGUAGAGUCAGAUAGGUCAUUUUCAACUUCUUACUCAGGAACAACAGAAACUACAGCAGAUCAAUUCUUUCUUGAGCGAGGCCGUUCACCAACCCCAGAACUACGAGAAACUGGACAAGCAAGGAGACACCAUUAUGAUAUGACCACCAACAUCCUGAACGAAAAGCUAAGAAAAUCUCUUACAUUUUCAGAUGAAAAGAAAAAAGGUCCUGUAAAUGGACAUCAUAGACAGACAGUUCCUUUGAGUGUGAGAAGUCAAGAUGGAUCAUACGUGGCAAAACACAGAGAUGAUGAUGUUAUGUCAGAGGUGUCUAUGGCUAGCCGUGCAUCAACGGCAUCCAAAAUGCUGGAGAAAGCUAGAGAAAGGAGAGAUAACUUUUGGCAUAAGGAAAAUGGACAAUACGAAAACUAAAGCAGAGGGGUCCUCAGUUCUCGAUUAACUAAAGAUCCCAAAAUCCAGAGUCCCUUGGUUUAUGAAUUCCACUUCGCUUAUUCCAUAUAGGUCGAGGUCGGGUUCCGUUCCAAGUCUAUUUAGGGUUGUUUUCUGUAUAUAAAAGUUUUAAAAUGUGAUUUACAUUAUAAUUUUAACCUGUCUGUUGUUGUGUAACUGGGUUUUUUAGUAAUUUUAUUAAAAACAAAAAAAUAAAAAUGAA